UGGCGAGGGCCGGCGCGGCGACGGCCGCUCUGCGGGCAGGGGCGCGCGUGGUGGAAGGCAGGAUUUUGUUUAAGUCUGGACGGAGGUUGAACUUUAACAGAAAUGGCCGCAGUCCGGCCGGUUGCACGGGUUCUGCCAAGAGCCAAAAAGGUUCCCUGUGGCCCCUGGCCUGGCUUGGAAAGGAGAAGUGCGGUGUUUCUUGAAGAUGGAUUGCGUAGAGUGUAAAUCGAGAUGUUAGUCCACACCUACUCAUCCAUGGACCGGCACGAUGGCGUGCCCAGCCACAGCUCCCGGCUCUCCCAGCUGGGCUCCGUGUCGCAGGGGCCGUACUCGAGCGCGCCGCCGCUGUCGCACACCCCGUCCUCGGACUUCCAGCCCCCCUACUUCCCGCCCCCCUACCAGCCGCUCCCCUACCACCAGAGCCAGGACCCCUACUCGCACGUCAACGACCCGUACGCGCUGAACCCGCUGCACCAGCCGCAGCAGCACCCGUGGGGACAGCGGCAGCGGCAGGACGUGGGCGCCGACGCGGGCGCGCUGCUGCCCCAGCCCCGCGCCGCGCUGCCGCAGCUGUCGGGCCUCGACCCGCGCCGGGACUACCACGCCGUGCGCCGGCCCGACGUGCUGCUGCACUCGGCGCACCACGGCCUGGACGCGGGCAUGGGCGACAGCCUGUCCCUGCACGGCCUGGGCCACCCGGCCAUGGAGGACGUCCAGUCCGUUGAAGAUGCCAAUAGCAGCGGCAUGAAUCUAUUGGACCAGUCUGUCAUUAAAAAAGUUCCGGUUCCUCCCAAGUCCGUGACCUCGCUGAUGAUGAAUAAAGAUGGCUUUCUGGGCGGCAUGUCGGUCAACACGGGCGAGGUGUUCUGCUCGGUGCCCGGCCGCCUGUCCCUGCUCAGCUCCACCUCCAAGUACAAGGUGACGGUCGGGGAGGUCCAGCGCCGGCUCUCGCCCCCCGAGUGCCUCAACGCUUCUCUCCUGGGCGGCGUCCUCCGGAGAGCCAAAUCGAAAAAUGGGGGGAGAUCUUUGCGCGAGAGGCUAGAAAAGAUCGGUUUGAACUUACCUGCAGGCAGACGCAAAGCUGCAAACGUCACGUUGCUCACCUCUUUGGUGGAAGGCGAAGCUGUUCACUUAGCUCGGGAUUUUGGGUAUAUCUGUGAAACAGAGUUUCCUGCCAAAGCCGUCUCUGAGUAUUUGAACCGGCAGCACACAGACCCCAGCGACCUGCACUCUAGAAAGAACAUGCUGUUGGCCACCAAGCAGCUUUGCAAAGAGUUCACCGACCUGCUGGCGCAGGACCGCACCCCAAUCGGGAACAGCCGGCCCAGCCCCAUCCUGGAACCCGGGAUCCAGAGCUGUCUCACGCACUUCAGCCUCAUCACGCACGGCUUCGGCGCCCCAGCCAUUUGCGCAGCCCUGACAGCCCUGCAGAACUAUCUCACCGAAGCCCUCAAAGGCUUGGACAAGAUGUUCUUGAACACCACCUCCACUAACAGGCACACGUCUGGGGAAGGCCCAGGUAGUAAAACUGGCGACAAGGAGGAAAAACACAGGAAAUGAAAAAACAAAUAAUAAUUUAAAAAAAAGAAGGAAAAAUGUUUUAAAUACAAAAGGAGAACAGAACAAAAGUUAAUUUUAGCUUUAAAACAAUAUUGGAUUGGCUUUGGAAGAAUUUCAGUAGGUAGACGACACAUACAAUCAUGGAGGAAAUAAAACACAAAACCAAGUUUAAAGAGACGAGAAAGCUAAAUAACUUACAGACCGAGGCUUGACCACGGCGUCGAUGUCGCUUCUCAAUGCCAAUGUCAAGAUGCCCUUGAGGACUGCCCUCCGGACCUUCUACAAAUCUGUUUUUUCCAGCCUAGUCAUACCGAUAAUAAAAGACACUAUGGUGUCCCCCUUACCCUUUUUGGAAAAUAAACCUAAGACUAAACGUGAAACGACACUAACUUAUUGGAAGAACAGCGGAGACGCGUUGGUGGCAAGACCUUUGAGAGCGGGUUCACUGAGAUGCACGAACUUUUUAAUUCUUAGGUUUUUGGGUUUGGUUUGGUUUGGUUUUUCAAAGGCAAUCCUUGAAGCUCCCCUCUCCAUUCUCCCCCCCCAUCCUUCUCCCCAGCCAGCCUUUUUUUCCACGCGGCCUUCCUUUCCCUCACACGGUGGUGGGGAGCCCGUGGGGGUGCAAAGGAGUGUGAUCAGCCCCUUUGGGUGGCUUUAGCCCCCUCCCCCAGCAGCCCCUCCCUCCCUCUCCAGGCCCAGAGGGUCCCAGGUCACCCACCUUGCAAUUCCUGGGCCGUGGGUGCUUAAUUAGGGAGGGCCUGAAACGGGUGGAGUAGGGGAGGGCGUGUAGGAGCUCAUCCUCUACUUGUUUAUGGUUCCCGCCUGCAGAACGGCAGAGGAAAUUCAAGGCAAAUAACUUGGUUCAGAUCCCUCCUAAAUUCCUCUCACAAAGGUGAUGCGUUCCCGGCACCUGCAGCGAGUUUCGCCUUUGUCCUAACAUUUGUGUCAUCUACCAAUUUUAAGAAGUAGAGUAAACACACACACACACACACACACACAAAUCCCACCACCACGAAUACAUUGCUUAGUAUGUAAUUCCUUCCAGGGGUAUGUACCGUUUCAUUCUCUUCUGUUUCCCAAAGCGUUGCCCGCAUGGUUUAUGAGCUUGUUCAAAGAAGACUCCAGCUUCCUACACAAUCUAUAAGGUACUGACACACACACAUACACACACACACACACACACAAUCUGGUUUAUGGUUUUUAUUUUACUUUAUUUUAAUCAAAGCCAGUGUGCCAGGAUUCUGCAGGCUCUCUUUAAAGAAGCUCAAAGGGAAUCAUUGAGAAAUUGGCCAGACGGGGGCUAGCAGCUUUGAAUCAACUUGGUUAACCAAGCCCCUCCGGGGAAGGGGUGGGGAGGAAAAAGCAACUUUCAGAGGAAGCAAAAGGAAGGGCUGUAGGAGUGCAGGACUGUGGUAGCUUAGAUUCUCUGACCCUGGGCUCUUGUGUGUGUGUGGGGAAGUCUACGGUUUUAAUGGGAAAAGCACUAUUAUUAUUAUUGUUAUUAUUUUGCUGACGGGAAUGCAGGAGGGGUGGCAUGGUCAGGUGUCUGUGCAGCCGUUGCCUGCCUGCAAGAUAUUUUAUGAAUGAGACCCCCCCACACCCUGUGAUGGUCUAAAAUGGUUAGCUAAUGCAAAACAAACGGGCAUGCAUUUGGGCUUUGAGUCGUCCUGCUCAGCUACCCUGGGAAUCUUUCCAGGGGAUUCCUUCUAUGCACUUAAUAUUGCUCACGUCUGUGGAGCCCAGCUUCUUUCUCAGGCCCCAAUCUGAGCCUUCUGUCGAAAUAAAAACCUGGACUUGGUGGGAUAGGACUCUUCCAUCCAGUGCAGAUGCUAGCGUCUCUGUAAAGUGGUGCAGGCAGGCCCUGGGCUAGGGUCAGGGCGAGGGUCAGCCUGGACAGGCGUUGAGAUGUUCUGCUGGGCGAGGUGUUAGUAAAGUGAGGAGAGCUUUCCUGGAACAUUUGGGUGGCAGGAAGGUGGUUUUGGGGUCCCCAGCUCCGUUCCUCUUCUGGGGCCCACACCACCAAGCCCCCCCCUCCACGUUCUGGAAAGUGUGGCCCUCACUCAGCCCUCCCCUCCCCACCUCUGAGGCUUGGUAUGUGUUCUGCUUGCUGGAGGCCGGGGAACGGCACUGAACCCAACGUCUCCUUUCCUUGCAGGGCAGCGCGCCCAACGCGUGUGACCUGCGAGGAGGAGGAGGCGGUGGACUGGGCUUGCGCCCCGGCUCUCCCCAGGCAGCGGCUGCAGGCUCGCCCUCAGCGCUCGGCCCUUCUCACGGGGCCUCAACCCCCAAGGGCUUAGGCGGCUGAGAACACCCAGCUCUCCUCUAGGUAAAAGGGCAGAGCCCCCCCGGGCUGCAGGUGGGAGGGGUCCCUCCACAGCACAGGCCUUUGGCCACCAGUAGCUACCCAGCAGAGAGGAACAGAAAGAGAGAAAGAGAGAGAGAGAGAGAGAGAGAGAGAGAGAGAGAGAGAGAGAGAGAGAGAGAGAGAGAGGGACAGACGAUGGACAGGUUUGGCCCCAUGACCACAGCUUCUGCAGUUGCAUUGUCCCCAUACAUUUUCCAGGGACUCUUAGGGCUGGACCGGGUGCCCUGGGGCACCCUGUGUUCCCCCCUGGGGAGCCACCUCCCCCUUCACCUCUUUUCCUUUCAUGUAGGACCCUUUGCUUUCCUUAGCCAGGAUUGCUACGCUGAUCUGAUAAUUGAGUUAUUAAAAGAUUUGGUUUCCUUGGGCUUAUAAAUCAAUAAACAGUAGGAUUAACUCAAGAGUUUGCCUUUUAAGUGGAGGGAAACGUGGAAGGCCCUUUGAGCUUUGUUUUCAGACCAAGCAGGUGAGGUGUGGCUGGGCUGUCCCGUGCCCUGCCCCCCCAGGCAGGGGUGUCCCCCACGCCUGCUGGGGGUGGGGGGCUUUGCAGGUUCCCAAACCCUUCUGCACCCCCCUCACCCCCAAGGCUGGUCAUGAAUGAUCUCCUAUUUUCUCUCCUUUCUGGCCUUCAAACUCCUCCACCUCCAUUUCCCCUCCACCCCCAUACACAUAUUUUCAAAGACCUGAGGUAUGUGUCCUUGGGCCCCGUGAGAUCACUUUCUCUCCAGGAGUUGGAUAGGAAUGAAUGGAUAGAACCUCAGUCUCCGGGACUUACUGCACACACCAAGUUCCUCUGUGCAGGAGUCCUGGUUACCAGUGUCGAGGAGCACAUUUGUCAUCACCACUGAUGUCUUGUACUGUGUAAUUGUGGGAAGGAAUUAGCACCCUUAGACCACCUGAUGUCUCCUCCAACCCCCAAUGGUGUGGCCCUCCUUGCUUGAUGGGUAUUAAAUUAUGGGCAGAAGAAAAGAGAACGAUUGGAAUUCAUUUUUUUUUGGUUUCUUUCAAAAACUGGAAUGAACACUAUCCUUUACAUGCCAAGCCCGACCACUCUUUUGAGCUGGUCUCUAAAUUACUAACCUUGUUUUUGUCAUACAAUCAAGAAGUAUCCAUCUAUUGACUCUUCAGCACAAAGCUGUAGAGGGUACCGGAGGCUUCAGCGUGUACAUAUUUAUUUAUGCUUAAUUUAAUGGGAAUGUGUAAAUAUGGCCAGCAAGUAGUUUGGGAUUAUUUAUCUGUGAAUCUAUACCUCUGUGAAUGGGUGGUUUUAAAAAAAAAUUACCGCUUGACCCUAGGUAGACUUCUAUCUGAACUUUUCUGUUCUUUAUAGACAAGCUGUUAUGGUAUUGGGUAGAAAUUGGUUUAUUGUCCAGUGUUGAUCCGAUUUACAUAAAUAAAAAGAUUGUUGUGUUUUUGUUGUGGUUUUACCUUCAGUCUCUUAAAUGUGAAUAUUGCUUAAUUUAGACAGAAAAGACAUGUUGCAAAGGCAGUUUUCUUUUUGCUUCCCCUGCCCCAGGGCUAUUCAGCAUUUUUGUUACAACAGGAUUAUAAUAAAUUUUGCUUAUCAAGAAA
Dipodomys ordii (Ord's kangaroo rat) is the source of this 5494-nucleotide messenger RNA. RefSeq names its product transcription factor AP-2 beta (activating enhancer binding protein 2 beta) (gene Tfap2b). NCBI's taxonomy places the organism in Eukaryota, Metazoa, Chordata, Mammalia, Rodentia, Heteromyidae. The transcript is spliced from 8 exons. Gene Ontology annotation, cellular component: nucleus. Gene Ontology annotation, molecular function: DNA-binding transcription factor activity, RNA polymerase II-specific; RNA polymerase II transcription regulatory region sequence-specific DNA binding. The record is from RefSeq and is a predicted model, not a curated record. Gene Ontology annotation, biological process: regulation of transcription by RNA polymerase II; anatomical structure development; regulation of cell population proliferation. Bases 232 to 1560 code for a protein of 442 amino acids.